Gilbertella persicaria is the source of this 1578-nucleotide messenger RNA. RefSeq lists its product as uncharacterized. Bases 1 to 1578 code for a protein of 525 amino acids. NCBI's taxonomy places the organism in Eukaryota, Fungi, Mucoromycota, Mucoromycetes, Mucorales, Choanephoraceae. The record is from RefSeq and is a predicted model, not a curated record. The transcript has 6 exons.
AUGAGACCAGUACUCUACCCAGCAGCCGAAGAGCUAAUACGAAACAAAAAACAAUUGAAACUCAAAGAAGGAGUGCAAGAACAAAGAAAUACGGGUGAUCCAGCACGAAGAAGAGGUCAAAAAAGAAAAGACACAUUCGAAGAAAAGAGAGCUAAAGCGGACGCAAGAAAACGAAGAAAGGAAUCAGAGGCGGGGCCUUCAUCAAGAGCUAAUACCGUGUGUACAUUUUGCGGGCAGUCAGGGAAUACACGCGCUACUUCGCGAGAUUGUACCAAUCACGAAUUCAGCAUCAAAGAGCUUUUAGAAAGAGCAUUUCCUAACUACCAUCAAAGAUACACAACUUCUUUAACUCUCAAGUCGUUCCUGAGGCAUAAACAAGAAGACCCCAAUAGACUAGAGCGUUACCAGAACAUAAUCGUUAGACAGUCUACUUUCCUUCGUGCUGUCAUCUAUCGGGCACAAAUGUUUGUCAAUUACUACUUAUUAGUACACUCAAAUAGUGUGGAACAUAUAUUCAAAUAUAUCUUUAAUCAACUCUUUUGCAACAUCAAUAUUCACCAACUCCAAGACUAUUAUCCAUCACUUCUCUACCUCGAGGCAAUUUCCAACCGUUUACAAGAUCUGGAAAAUGUUAAUAUGCUUUUACAAAAAGGUGACUUGGUGGGCUAUGACCAAAUAGUAUCGUCUGCAUGUGAAAGUUUAGUAACUGCCUACAGUAAUUUCUAUGUUGAAAAUUAUGAAACUUAUGUUGGAAAAUCAGAUAUCCUAUCUAAUUUGCCUGAAGACUUUUUGACUCAAAAAGAACUUGAUAACGCACCAGGCCUUCAACAGUUCUUGAACACCGAAAUCCAGCCCAUUAAAAAUAGAAUACCUUACUUACCCUGUUCAAGGGAGGCAGUGACCACUAACCCGUUGUCAGCUUUGAAUGUGAUGAAACAUAUACUGCAAUACUAUGAACAACUACAAAAGACACUGUCAGAAGAGCAACGAACUCGCUUGUUUUCGCUUUUCCCGAACCCGAGUUCCAAAUGGCGCUUCAUUAAAAUUGACCGCGAAAAUGUUGAUGUUCUUUUUCACGAAGCCAAAAUCCCAAAAGAGAAUAACGAGAGUCAAUUUUCACUUGCUGCACGACGCUUUUUUGAUUUAUUUGAUUUUACGAAAUCGAAGAUCCACAGUUUAUAUACGGAUGGCUAUACCUGUCGUGUCAAUUUCGCGAGAAAUAUACCUCAAGUUCCAAACGAAGAUAAAAUUGUGUUAGAGCUUAGUGACUUUAACCAGGGCGAAAUCGAUGAACACUUCAAUCCUUGUUUCUUGGACCCCAAUAGAAACAGUCCCUAUGUCGCCUAUUAUGGAUCACCUAACCGAUCAGAAAAAGAAGAUCAGUUGAAGACAAUACAAGGGCUAAAGGAUCUGGAGACAAGAAUCCCCAUCCCAAAAACAUCAAGCGUGGAUAACUAUGAGAUACAUUGGUGGCAAAAAGUACAAUCCAGCAAAAAGGAAAAGAACAAAGUCCAACUGGCGAAAAAGAAAGAAAAUGCUCAACAGGCGAAAUCCAAGGAUUCCCCACCUCCCAGCUGA